AUGGCUCGUACUAAGCAGACCGCCCGUAAAUCCACUGGAGGAAAAGCUCCUCGUAAGCAGCUUGCCACCAAGGCGGCGCGAAAAUCUGCCCCGUCAACUGGUGGUGUGAAGAAGCCUCAUCGUUAUCGCCCGGGAACCGUCGCUCUUCGUGAGAUCCGUCGUUACCAGAAGUCGACCGAGCUGCUCAUCCGCAAACUGCCGUUCCAGCGUCUGGUCCGUGAAAUCGCUCAAGAUUUCAAGACCGAUCUCCGUUUCCAGUCUGCUGCUAUUGGUGCUCUUCAGGAGGCCUCUGAAGCUUACCUUGUUGGUCUGUUCGAAGACACCAAUCUGUGCGCUAUUCACGCGAAGCGCGUCACAAUCAUGCCCAAAGACAUCCAGCUAGCUCGUCGUAUCCGAGGCGAACGUGCUUAA
Ostertagia ostertagi is the source of this 411-nucleotide messenger RNA. The record is from the annotation of a GenBank genome assembly. Lineage: Eukaryota; Metazoa; Nematoda; Chromadorea; Rhabditida; Trichostrongylidae.